Acanthosepion pharaonis is the source of this 2562-nucleotide messenger RNA. Lineage: Eukaryota; Metazoa; Mollusca; Cephalopoda; Sepiida; Sepiidae. The record is from the annotation of a GenBank genome assembly.
AUGAUCAAAAGAAAAGUUCCAAAUGUGAAACUUGAUGCUGCCAAAUUGAGCCCAGAGGAUUUUGGUAAAUUAUUAAGUGAUGUCAAAGUUUGGAAGACAAAACAGAAUCACAUUAAUCUUAAAUUGGAAACCAUGAAAAGACAAAAUGAUGCCCUUUGGAGAGAAGUGGCUUCACUACGUCAGAAACACAAACAGCAACAGCAGAUUGUCAAUAAGUUGAUUCAACUGCUGAUAACAUUUGUCCAACAUAAUCGAAGUUUGACGAAUAUGAAAAGACAGCUUCCUCGAAUGAUUGAAGAAGCACCAGAGACGCAGGAAGCUGCUGUGGUGCCUUCAAAGCGAAGCCGUUUUAGCAAACAACUCUCUAUUGAAGAAAACAGUGAGCCAAAUUCACAACAGCUUGUUCUCCAAGGAGAUAUACUUGGUGAGACAACAGAAAGCCUGCCAUCUACUGCCGUGUCCACAGCCACUUACCCUCCAGUUAUCCAAGAUAUCCAGGAUGUAAUGCUUAACAAGACGAAUGCUACUCAUUAUCCUACAAUUGUGGAAAUCUCCGAUGAUGAUACAACUGAACAUCAGGCAAAAAUAGAUAACUUUCAGCUGGAUGAUGUUGAUACAUCUCGAUUAUUAAAUGAAGACGUUGUCCUUUCCAGCAGUACUGGCACAAAUGACGACUCCCCUACAACCACAGAACAUAUCGGUCAAGACUUGAUUCUUGCAAGUCCAGAGGCUGAACGUGAGGCUUUGGCUGAACAGUUGGAUUCAAUCCAAGUUGAUCUGGAUGAUUUGCAAGGCAUGCUGUCAGAUAGCAGUGGCAGUUAUAACCUAGAUACCAACACACUCCUUUCUGUAAAAACAAUACUUAAUUUCUUUUCUUCCUUUUUCUCUCUCUCUCUCUCUCCUUCCUUUCUCUCUCUCUCUCCUUCCUUUCUCUCUCUCUCUUUCUCUCUCUCUCUUUCUCUCUCUCUCUCUCCUUCCUUUCUCUCUCUCUCUCUCUCCUACCUUUCUCUCUCUCUCUCUCUCCUACCUUUCUCUCUCUCUCUCUCUCCUCUCUCUUUUUCUCUCUCUCUCUCUCCUUUCUCUCUCUCCUUUCUCUCUCUCUCUCUCCUCUUCUCUCUUUUCUCUCUCUCUCUCCUUUUCUCUCUCUCUCUCUCUCUUUCUCUCUCUCUCUCUCCUCUCUCUCUCCUUUUCUCUCUCUCUCUCUCCUCUUCCUCUUCUCUCUCUCUCUCUCUACCUUUCUCUCUCUCUCUCUCUCUCUCUCUCUCUCUCUACCUUUCUCUCUCUCUCUCUCUCCUUUCUCUCUCUCUCUCUCUCAUACCUUUCUCUCUCUCUCUCUCUCUACCUUUCUCUCUCUCUCUCUCUCCCUCUCUCUCUCUCUCCUACCUUUCUCUCUCUCUCUCUCCUUCUCUCUCUCUCUCUCUCUCUCUCUCUCUCUCUCUCUCUCUCUCUCUCUCUCCUUCCUCUCUCUCUCUCUCUCCUUCCUCUCUCCUCUCUCUCUCCUUUCUCUCUCCCUACCUUUCUCUCUCUCUCCUCUCUCUCUCUCCUACCUUUCUCUCUCUCCUCCUUUCUCUCUCUCUACCUUUCUCUCUCUCCUACCUUUCUCUCUCUCCUUCCUUCCUUUCUCUCUCUCUCCUUCCUCUCUCUCUCUCCUUCCUUUCUCUCUCUCUCUCUUCCUUUCUCUCUCUCUCUUCCUUUCCUCUCUCUCUCUCCUUCCUUUCUCUCUCUCUCCUUUCUCUCUCUCUUUUCUCUCUCUCUCCUUCCUUUCUCUCUCUCUUCCUUUCUCUCUCUCUCUCUCCUCUCCUCUCUCUCCUUUUCCUCUCUCUCUCCCUUUCUCUCUCUCUCUCUCCUUUCUCUCUCUCUCUCUCUCUCUCUCUCUCUCCUCUCCCUCCUCUCUCUCUCUCUCCCCUCUCUCUCUCCUCUCUCCUCUCUCUCUCUCUUUCUCUCUCUCCCUUUCUCUCUCUCCUUUCCCCUCUCCUCCUCUCUCCCUCUCUCUCUCCCUUUCUCUCCUCUCUCUCCUUUCUCUCUCUCUCUCUCUCUCUCCCCUCUCUCUCUCUCUCUCUCUCCUUUCUCUCUCUCUCUCUCUCUCUCCCUCUCUCUCUCUCUCUCCCUUUCUCUCUCCCCUCUCUCCCUUUCUCUCCUUCCCUCUCUUUCCUCUCUCUCUCUCUCUCCUUUCUCUCUCUCUCUCCUUUCUCUCUCUCUCUCCUUCCUCACUCACUCACACACACACACACACACACACACACACAGUUUUUAAUCUUUUACUCAUUUAAUGAAUUUUUUUUUGGACAAGAUACAACACCAAGCAUUCCAAGUGGUGGCUGGCAAGAUACACUUCUCAAUGGAUUGGAAGAGGAACAACAGGCAAAAUCAUCAAAUGUUACAGGUUGCGAAUUGAUCCAGUAUACGCCUGCUGACUUGUCGUGUUGGAUGGAUGAUCCAACCAAUGUAGAAAGUGAUGAAGAUGAUAUCUUGAAUACACAACUGAACACACCAGAGGCUCUUGAUAAAGAAGUGGAAUUGCCGUCAUCUACAGGCAAGCGAAAAAAGAUUCCUAAAGAUUAG